AUGCCGUCGUUUGAGAGUGUGCUGCUGACCCUGGCUCCAGCCACCUCAGGCAUCCUGUCCUUGGUGGGGUCUAGCUGGAUUAUUUGGAUGUUGGUACCCAAAUGUCGUCAACGAAGCAGCAGCAGCAAUGACAAUAAGCUGGAUCAAGUCAAGUAUCGUCUCUUGCUGGGAAUAUCCGUGACAGACGUCUUUUUCUCGUUGGUGAUUCUGCCAUGGGCACUCUACAUGCCCGCCAACGACACGGAUGUAUGGGGAGCCAUGGGAAAUAAACAGACAUGUGCUGCACAAGGGUUUCUGAUUCAACUGGGUCACAUGUCUAGCUUUUACCAGGCCGGUUUGAGCCACUACUACUACACCACCAUUUGCCAUGGCAUGAGCAAUCAAGACUUUCGACGGUACUAUGAACGCAUCAUUCACGUCAGUGCCGUGGUUUGGCCACUUAUCACAGCCGUGGCUGCCUUGGUGAUGGACCUAUACAACCCAAUGUCCAUUGGAUGCUGGAUGGCACCAUAUCCAUUGGGAUGCAACAUCGAUGGCAGUGAUAUCCCCUGUCAACGAGGAAGAUGGGCACCCGUCUUUGCCUAUGUCUUUACCGGGAUUCCCGUGUCUCUCUUCAUGACUUAUAUUGGAUACACCAUGCUACAAAUAUACUUUAAAUACAGCAGUACUCCUCCCAAGCAUUGGGCAACACUCAUCCUCGUCCUUUACGACGAGCCAGCACUUUCCAUCAAAAGCGACCAAGAAAUACAACACCGACCAUCCCAACGAAGACACAGCAUCACUGCCGGCAUGGCCACCACGGUACCAGUACAGCAGUACUCCUCCCAAGCAUUGGGCAACAGUGACAUACGCACGUCUAUGACGUGGCGCUUUAACGCUAGUUUUAAGUCUAAUCUCACAAUAUUCCGAUCGUAG
Messenger RNA from Seminavis robusta, 915 nucleotides. The record is from the annotation of a GenBank genome assembly. Lineage: Eukaryota; Bacillariophyta; Bacillariophyceae; Naviculales; Naviculaceae.